GAGAGCAGCGGAUUAAAAUGUCAUACUGUCCUUGAAGGCAGCGUGCGCCGAUGGCGCCCUCUGGCGGAUUGGUUUCUGUUUGUGAUGAACAGAAAGUGAAAGAGAAGUUCGCCCCGGAGGAAACAGCAGGACGAACUCGCCUGGUGGGAAGGAAACCAGUCGCCCGGUUCCUCGGCUGCUUCUCUGGUCCUGCGCGAGUCGACAUGUCUUCUGACGAGGACUUCUCCCUGGUGACCGACGACGGUGUGGAGCAGGAGACGGAGGAAGGACUGAGAAAGCUCAUCCAAAGUUACAAGGAGCGGCACACGCAGCUGCUGGCAGAGCAGAAGCAGCUGGCAGCAGAUCGAGACCAGCAGCGCAAACUGAGCCAGGAUUUCAACCAGCGCUCGGAGAAACUGACCCAGCGUCUGAAGACAGACAAGGAAGACUUCCAGCGACAGCUGUCACAUGAAAAGGUCCAGCUGAGCCAGCUGCAGGAGGAGCAGGCGGCCCUGACCCUGGCCAUCCAGGAGGCCACGGCGGCGCUGGCCGAGGAGGAGUGCGCCAGCAGCCUCCUGAAGCAGCAGGCCAGCGUGUUCCAGGCCGCGCCACAGAGGGAGGUGGUAUUCCACGGGCGCACGAGCGACGUGACCCCCGGCAAGGUCUUCAGCAUGAAGGCCAAGAUCCUCUACCCCAUGGAAGGAGGGACGGCACUGGUCACGUUCGAGGAGGCGGCAGCUGCGUCCAAGGUGGUGGAGAUGAGGCGCCACACGGUGAGCCUGGGGGAGGACUGUCGCAUGACGGUGGAGGCCGGGCCCCUGCAUCUGCUGCUGCCCCGGCGCGUCCAGAUCCACACUGAAGUGAGUCGGAAGAAGAUCCUGAUCUCUGACCUUCCCGACAUGGACCCCGAGAUCCUGCUCGACAAGCUGCAGAUCCACUUUGCCAAGAAACGGCACGGCGGCGGCGAAGUGGAGGAGUGCGAGCUGCUGGGCGACUCCGGGACGGUUGUGGUGACGUUUGUGGACGACAACGUCUCAGCCGGUCUGACGGAGACGGAGUUCCACGACAUCCAGCUGCAGCAGAAGAGGACGCACCGAGUCCGAGUCACGCCCUUCCUGCACGGACGACCCUCCGACCUCCAGAACAAGCUGAUGCCGUGUCCUCGCACCGUCCUGCUGACCGGGAUCCCGGACGUGAUGGAUCAGGAGACCCUCCAGGACUUGCUGGAGAUCCACUUCCAGAAGAGCGGGAACGGCGGCGGGGAGAUCGAAGCCAUCCUCUACAAUCCCCUCGGUCACCAAGCGAUGGCGCAGUUCGAGAGCGUCAAAGAGGAGUGAGGACGAAGGGGCGGGAUCUGAGCCCACGUCACGUCGCUGCUAGCUAAAGGUUUGUCCACGAAUAAAGCGCCAAACUGGAACACAGUCAGACCACUUUAUUGUAAAAACAAAAGAACGUAACAGAAGGUCACGGGGGUCGAGGGUCAACGUCUGUAGGCACUUCAGAGGGACGAUAGACACAUUCACACACGCUUCGGAAGACAUCCAAUAAUUUAAAAUCUCAAACUGGUGCCCAGAAUCUCAGCCGUGACAGGUGACAGCGCCCCCGUGAGGACAGGUACAGUUUAAACAGCUAAAAGUCGGCUCCCGGAGACAGGAAGGUCCGACGUCUAAAAUAGUUCAAGUUUGACAUGAAAACCAGCCACUUGUGCUAUGGAAGAAACUAAUCCCCUAAAAUAUGACUCUGCAUAAAAUACCGUUAAAAUCCAGUCGCUACAUUCCACCGCGGAGACGCAUCCGUCCACCAGGGGGCAGGAGAGUGAGUGUGCGUGAAGGGCAUCUGUGCUACAAGGUUCAGAUCACCAGGGGCGCCCAGUCGCUCGGGGUCCGGCCGUACUGUGGAGCAGCCAGAGCCGUUGUCAGAGGAGCCGCCGGGGCCUAAGGUAAGGUCAGAGGUCGCCGUGUCUCACCUGAAUGUCCGUUAGCUCUUUGUGGAACCGUUUGGCCAGGUCCGGACCGUUCUGCAUGGUCGGGAUCUGAUAGGUCUGCGAGACAAGAGGGCGCUGUCAGAGGAGAGGAGGAGGGGGAAGAGGAGCCAGCCGUGGCCGCCGCCGCUCACCUGGCCCAUGUACUGGAGGCUGCCCACCGGACACACCACGCAGGCAGUGCCGGCCCCGAACACCUCAAUCACCCGGCCCUCGUCCAGAGCCUGCAGCAGCUCCUGCAUGCCCAUCGUUCGCUCAGUCACCUUGAACUCGGCCUGGAGACACACACACAGGCUUUUGUGACGACAUCAUGGCAGGUCAUGUGACCUCCGUCGAGGGGAUUCAUGGAUUUAAAAAAAAAUAAAUAAAAGUUUUCUUCACAGAAACCAACACAAUCACAAUAGGGAGUUAAACACAGACCAGUUCAAUGAGAUUAUUCUUAGCUCUGUACCAUUUUUGGUGCAUUUUGUAACUUAACGUUUAAAUUUAAUAAUGAUGUGAAACUUGCUUUUCAUGUCUUGUCUGGAAAGACAUGGCAUUUUCACCAAAACUAUCAAAAAAUGACUACAAACUCCAGCAUAACUCUGAAAAUAUUAAGCAAAAAUAAUGAAUACAAAAAAAACAUCCUGCUCUGACUUUGAACAGGUGAAUGGUCUUGAAUAUUUACUGGAUUUAAAUUGAAAAAAAAAAAAAAUCUGGUUCAUAUGCAGUUGAAAUAUUUAAAAAAAAUAAAAUGACAGAAAGUCAGUACUAUAAAACAGUAUUGCAAAGGAAAAAAUAUUUAGAAAAUUUUGUGGAAUAAUAUUUUUCUACUUACAAGAAACAAGUAAAGUAUUUGAAAAAUACAAAUUUAAGAAAUGACUCACAACAUACAGACAAGGUACAUAUCUGUAACUAAAAUAAUGUUGAGGAAUAAGAGACUAAACUAGGACAAUAAAACAGCCCAAGAAAUUCAGUUUUACAUAUUAAUGUCCAACUAAAAAUAUUUCUAAAAAAAAAAUUAGAAACAAAUACAGAAGCCACUACUGAAAGGACAUGAGGAAGAAGGAAGACUAGUAAACCAUGAGUAGAAACAGGGUCCAUGAGCGGCAGAGGCCUCACCCAGUCCCUGGCCAGGUCCAGCAGCGACUGGCGGGUCACUCCAGGCAGAAUGAUGCCGUCCAGAGGAGGCGUCAGCAGCUCUCGCUCUGCACACACACCGAUACACACAGGAGCGCGUCAGGACACGGCCCACGCCGGCGUCAGGUCACGUGAGCCUCACCUCCCCGCUCGUUGGUCCAGUAGAUGAAGAGGUUCAUGGUUCCCACCUCGGUGAUCUCCUCCUGCUCGCCGUACAACCAGAGGACCUGCUGGCAGCCGCGUUUGGCCGCCUGGUUCUGCACUGCGAUGGUGGGCCCGUAGUUCCUGAGGAGCAGAGCCACGGCGGCAGCGUCACUCACAGACCCACGGCUCAGUGCCAGACUCACCCUCCCAUCUUGUAGGCGCCCACGCCACCCUUCCACGCCCGCACGAAGGAGGGGUCGGCCAGCAGAGAGACGGGGUUGAAGGAGCCCGUGGCAAAGUACGGCCCCACCGGGCCCACGAUGACAAAGAUCAUGGCUUGUCCGGCGC
Synchiropus splendidus (mandarinfish) is the source of this 3571-nucleotide messenger RNA. It is a transcript of the gene ifi35, whose product is annotated as interferon-induced protein 35. The coding region runs from base 51 to 1316 and encodes 421 amino acids. The record is from RefSeq and is a predicted model, not a curated record. Gene Ontology annotation, cellular component: nucleus. The transcript has 9 exons. Lineage: Eukaryota; Metazoa; Chordata; Actinopteri; Syngnathiformes; Callionymidae.